AUGUCACUGUGUAGUGAUCUCCGCAACGCGUCCAAGAGCAAACGACAUGGAGAUUUAACAACUCUCACCCGGGCGCAAUCCACGGCGCUCCACGCCCUGUAUAAAGUGCACCGCGUCGUGCAAAACAACCAACCCAUAUCUGCCCUUUUCCACUCCAACUACGACCCAGACAACCUCUCCGACGACGAGGCCACAUUUCUCCAAGAAAAUGAUAUCUCCUGCGGCCGCUUUGACCCAUCCACCACCUUGACAUUGCGACUCUCGCCGCCUGCGCAUUCCACACCACAACAUCAUGACGCGCAAAAAUAUGCAUCACAACACUCCUCAGCACCUACCGAAGCUACUGAUCGACCAGAAAAAUCCACAAAACCUAAUGCGACGGCCGUGGCUGGUCUCUCUUCCUCGACCAUCGAUCAAUCCACCUCUCUCGACCCAGUAGCCGUUGUCGCAAACCGGAAAUUGACCCCAACUGAGGUCAAUAGUGAUGCCGUCCACCAACCAAAGUCGUCAAAUCUCAGGGAACCUGCAUCACUUUCAGGCAACGUCGCUGUGUCGCCGGAGACUAUCGUACAACCGUUGCCCGAGGACAAAGCACACAWUCCGGAACCCGCGCAGGAGAUUGUGGACAUGAAGCAGCCUCCAAGGCCCACCAAGGCUGUCCAUCUUCCUCCCCAAACCGUGCAGGAGGAGCGAUCAAGAGAGCGAGAGGCCGGCGAGGAACAGCGAAGGUCUGACGCGGAACCUGCCAAGUCGCAACGCCUGCACACCUCCAACGAGGUCGCAUCUAGUCCAUCUUCCACAGUCGGUGCAUAUAGUGCUGCCACACCUGGCCCGCCCUUGGACUCGCCAGACACAUCGCCAGACUCCGAGAGCGCGCAAGCCGAAGUACCYCCACCCAAGGAUCUGCAGCCGUCGCCGGAACAGCAGCGGGAGAAGGAGGAGCAUGACCGAAUUCUUGCCGCUCAAAAGGAAAUUGCUCGAAAGGAAGCUCUGGGUGAUCUCUCUGUUGCCGAAACGCCGGAUGAUCAGUUGAGAUGGGAGGAACGUGAGGCGGAUGCGAGAGAGGCUGAGGAGCGGGCUGCGAGAGAGGAUGGCAAGGGCCCGGAACCAGAUUCCAAGGAUCGCAAUGACCUCACUCAAGCGGGGGAAGUUGUCGAAGAGAUUGAGGCUGAUGCUGCCGGGCAGGAGGAGACAUCGCACGAGGAGAACAAGUCCCAGGCUGGAAAGGACAGGAACGGCCGAGAUGAUGGAGACGAGCAGGACCAAAACUCCUACGAAGAAGAACAGCAAGCAGACACGACCAUGCAGGACGACGCCGAUACCAUCGCGGUUGCGACUCGCAAAGCACCACUGCAAGUSGAUACUUCAAGCCGACGUUCAUCCCCAGCGCACAUGGACAAGCAUUCAAUGCCUGCCACGUCGCGACGAGAGGGAAUGACGACAAGAGUCUCAUCUGGCGUACUCCGACAAAAGUCUGUGUCGGAAAUCCUGGGGCACAGUCACUCGGAUUUUUCUCCUAUUGUCAGAAAACACUCUUCGGCAAUAUCGCCUUUGACGCGUCGACAUCCUUCAGAUUUCUCAGGUCAUCCAUCCAUCGAACCUCUGCUACCUGUACAAGCAACGCGAUCAUCCCGGGUCUAUACUCACCACCGUACAUCCUCAACACUCGAAUCUGCAAUGGAUCAGCUCGCGGCGCUCAAGGGUGCAGCAGAAGACCCGGAACGCGAUUAUCUCGAGCCCCUUUUCCGUAUUCAAGCUCACGACUCUCCCAACACGAGGACCAAGGCAUUACCUGACCUUGUCAAGGUCGGCGCCAAAACUCUGUCCACCGAAGAUCACUUUACAGCAGUUCACGAGCGUUUGGACUUUCGAAUGCUCCGAAGGAUAUAUCAACUCCAGAACGCCAACAAGUGGUCUCUCCGGCAGAUGGAGAAGUGCAAAGAGCCCGAUGAACCAAUCUCUCACCACGACCACAUGAUGUCAGAGAUGAAGUGGAUGCGUAAGGACUUUAAAGCAGAGGGGAAGUAUAAGAAGAGUCAAUGUGCUUGGCUUGCUGCUCGUUGCGCCGAGUGGGUGGCCGCUGAUGGAGAGGAGAGGAGAAUGAUGCAAGUCAAGAUCAAGCCUCGUCAGUCGAAGCACGCUAGCCACACUAAUGAGAGCUCCAUGCCGGAGCUAGAGCACACCGGAGAUUCGGCAGAAGAAGACGAUGGAACUCCUCCUACACCACGAGCGGGAUCGCCUCUAAGGACAACUCUGGUUGUAGCACCUGAGCUUGCAGGAGUCGUAGAGGAGUUGCGCAAAUCAGGUGAGCUGUCAAAGGCUCUCAAAUCGCUYCCCACGGUUGAUUGGGAGCCGAAGAAGCCACGCCGCGCUCGGCCAACUGCGGUGUCGAGAUUCGUCGAAGGAAAAGUCUUGCCCAAACCGUCCGGUCCAAAACGCAAGCGAAGCCGAUAUGACUACGAGGACGAGGCGGAGUUGCUUGAGUUGCAACCUCACUUGAAGCGCGCGCGGGAAGACCCGCCUCCUGAAGUAUCAGACUGCGCCCUCUUCCACGCAGACAACAAGCCAAUUCGGGAUCGUCUCCACUCCAACAACGCUUUCAGGCCGCCGUCGGAGUUCUUGAUGCCAUCAGUCUCAUUCUAUGAAUGCCGCAACGGCUCUCAAUGGAUUUGGGAGGACGACCAAAAGUUGCGCAAGCUGGCAAAGGAGUACUCAUUCAAUUGGUCACUCAUUGCUGACGAAAUGGCUCUGCCCACUCGGUACAAGAGCUCGGCCGAGCGAAGAACACCCUGGGAGUGCUUUGAGCGGUGGGUCGAGCUCGAGUCUCUUCCGGCAGACAUGCGCAAGACGGUGUACUUUAAGACAUGGUUCAGCAGACUGGAGGUCAGUCAGCAAGCUGCGGAGAAGAGGUAUCAAGCACAGGUUGCUUCUAUCCAGCAAGCGGCCACAGCAAGCGGCGGUCAACCUCAUAUUCCGCCACGUCGGAGGACAAUUCCCACGCGUGUGGAGAAGCGGCGGUCGACGAGAUACCUUUGGAUGGUGGAAGGAUUCCGCAAACUUGCAAAGAAGCGAGAGCAGGCAGCUUGGAAGCAGGCCGAAACAGCACGAGCCGCUGCACAACGAAAGUCGCAGUCGGACAACUCGCAGGCUGCCAAGGUCAAGAUGACUCCGCAGGAAUUUAGUAAGAAACGCCACGAGCGAGACCUGCAGCUGCAAGAAAUGCAACGACAACAACGCCAAAAGCAGUUGGAGGCUCAAGCGCGCAACAUACAGCUCGCUCGACAGGCCCAUCAGCAAGCACAACAACAGGGCAUGCCGAACGGCGCAGCGCAGCAGCAGCRUCCUGGUGGGCCAAUGCAGCCUGGUGCACUGCAGCCCUCAGGGCAGCAACCAGCGAAUGCGAACGGCAUGGUCGCAGGUACACAACAAGCUCGUACUGCCGUCAGGAAUGGACAGCUGGCACCCCAAGUUAACGGACAAGGGAUCCCACAAGCACAAAUGCAGGCUCGUGCGGGUCCUACCCAGCAUCCAAGCAUGCAAUUGUCACGGAAUCCCCAAUACUCUGCCCAGCAAUAUCAAAUGGCAAAUGGCAACAUGCCCAGCCCGGGAGGCAUGGCGACGCAGCAACAUCUUGCUCAAAACCAGGCGCUCGCGGCGGCAUAUCCUCAGCAGCAGCAACUGCAGUCAUCWCCGAGCAUGCCACCACCACCGACGCCACAGAAUGGCUCUGCGGGCGCCCAACAGCUUUCGUCUGGAACUACACCGAUCAUCAACACAAUCAAGACUCAACUGCGUGCUCAAAACCCGAACAUGGCGCAGGAUCAACUCGAUCAGCUAGCGAAUCAAACGCUGGUCAAGCAGUACAACAAUCAAGCCAGGCAGAGCGCCAUGAAUGCCGCUGCUGGCAUCCCUGGACAGGGCAAUGUCGGCAUGCAGCAGUUCCCUCAAGCCCAGACGGCAUAUCAAGGCAACCGUCAGAUGCAGCCCAGCGGAAUGUACGCGAAUGUGAAUGGUGGUGCGGUCGGGGAAGGCAACAAUCAGACGGCUCAUAUCCCCAACCCCAGCCCACAAACGCAACAGCAGCAAGCUUACAAGCAGAGCAUGCAGCAGCAGCAGCAAUACAGUGCGAUGCGAAUGAUGCAGAUGCAGAGCCCCAAUCCCGCCCACGUCAGUCCGGCGUUGUCGCACGCCAGUCCCAACAUGACAACUCCCGCGAGUCCGUCGAUGCAGCAAUAUCCGAAUAUGAGCCCAAUGGUCCCAGGCAUGAACGGUCAGCCGCAGGCACGCCCGACCAGUCGGAGUAACACUCCACAGAUGCAGAGGGUUGGAAGUUCGGGUAGUGGGAUCAACGGUGGGAUGCAGAGCCCAGGCGCGUUGCAGGGUAGUCCAAGGAACCUACAGGCCAACAUGGCGAGGUCGUAA
Molecule: messenger RNA, 4422 nt
Organism: Ramularia collo-cygni
Lineage: Eukaryota; Fungi; Ascomycota; Dothideomycetes; Mycosphaerellales; Mycosphaerellaceae
Exons: 3
Coding region: 1-4422 (1473 amino acids)
Source: RefSeq, a predicted model, not a curated record